Molecule: messenger RNA, 2843 nt
Organism: Cyprinus carpio (common carp)
Lineage: Eukaryota; Metazoa; Chordata; Actinopteri; Cypriniformes; Cyprinidae
Product: eukaryotic translation initiation factor 4E-binding protein 2-like
Biological process (GO): negative regulation of translational initiation
Cellular component (GO): cytoplasm
Molecular function (GO): eukaryotic initiation factor 4E binding
Source: RefSeq, a predicted model, not a curated record
AUCCUCCUAGCGCUCUUCGCUUUCUGCCUGGCGGAGGGAGGGGUUGGUGCUGACGGCUGGGAGGACGAGUUGAACGUGAAGAAAGCCUUGGGAAAGCGAUAAGAAACGAGGGGAAAGGGCCCGAGGUUUUUACCUUCCAUCGGGAAAACUUAUCGCUCGACUCUGAUUAGCACCCGAAGCAAGUGCAAUGUCGUCCAGUCGUCAGCUUAGUGAGAGCAGGGCCAUCCCGACCAGGACGGUGCUGAUCAACGAGUCAACGCAGCUACCUCACGACUAUUGCACCACUCCUGGAGGCACUUUAUUCUCCACCACCCCGGGAGGAACCCGAAUAAUCUAUGAUCGCAAGUUCCUGUUAGACCGGCGUAACUCGCCCAUCGCCCAGACCCCUCCAGCACACCUGCCGGUUAUCCCAGGAGUGACAAGCAAGAACGUCCUGAAUGAAAACAAGAGGAAGGAGGCUAACAACAUCAACAACCAUGAUGCCAAGCCAGGGCAAGGUGAAGAUGCUCAGUUUGAGAUGGACAUCUAAAGAAGAGGAACCAACGUGAAGAAUGAUUAAUUACCUGGUACCUGUGUGCCGGUGGCUUGGCUUGUAGAAUCCAAUGUUGUGAGCCCUCUCCUUUAGCUCUCUCUAGCUGCUGGGUGCUGCAUAAUCAUGGGGAUAAAUGACUAAAAGUUUGCCCAGUGGGGCUGCUGGAGCCCUGAAAGUUAACCUGGGAGCCUGUUGAGCUCUUUUUGUUUAGGUUUCAGGGCAGCCAUCAGCUGUACUUGUUUAAGUCACAGAGCAAGGGAAAAAUUCUGUAUUGUAAGUGCCCGGAUAUGUUACCAAUUUACCGUAAUAGACUCAUAAACAAAUCAGCCAUCAGAGAUUCACUGCUGAUAGAUCAGAGUACACUGUUCCAGUUGAUACCCUUAAUGCAGUCUGCUUGGUUCACAUGUAAACUGAUUUGCACUCAAGUCAGGAAAUGCGGUUAUCUGUAUGUACAUGUCCUCCCAAAUGUAAGAUCUUUUUUUUUUCCAAAAGGGACAGCAGGAUUAUCAUCAUACUUUUGAUUAAAAAAAUGAAAGGAUUCCAUAUUCAUUCCAAGUCUUUUAUAUCAGUUAAAACAGGUGACUUUUGUUCUAGAUUUUUAUUUUCAGGUAUUUGUAUAAAUAGUUUUAUAGAAUUGUCCAAAAACAGACCACAGACCUUAAUUCCUCCUUUGAAUUUAUAUACGAUAACAAUGCCAAACAAAUGUUCUAGUUUUAUUUAGAACUAACCCAGAAUACGCAUUUCAGUCCGUAGUUUUCUAAUUUCCUUUCGCCCUUUUAGCUGAUUGAUUUUAAGUGAAAACAUCUGAUCGCAAUUUUGAAAGACCAAACUGUUACUUGAGGUCAGAGAGAAUGUUUCUGUUCAGAUUUGUCCUGCUAACAGUGUGAUUUAUACCUACCUUUGCAUGGCGAGUCUCUUGAAAUGUCAACAUCAGCUCUUAAUUCACAUCAUCUAGUUAUAGGUAGACAAUACCAAGUACCGUUGUACUGAUCAAGGGUUUAAUAUACUUUAUGAAACAAUGACAAAAAGAAAGCUUGUCUCAGGAAGCACUUGCAUUAUGUACUUAACAAGUACACAUCUUAUGGCUCCAUUCAUGGGAGAAAUAGCACGGUGAAUAUUUAACAUUAACAUCAGCUGUGACAUCUACUGUCACUUUCCGAUUACUACAAUCCUUACGAACCUUGAUAAUCAAAUCAAAGGUAGGAAAGCACUGAAGUGUUGUUUUGUUCAUUUCAUUAUUGUCUGUCUCACAGCCACACAAUGUGAACGAUCCUUUGAAAGAUAGAUAGUUUUGUUGUGACCAGACAUUCAUGUUUUGAUUCAGAUCAAACAUCUUGAACUGAAUCUUUCCAAUGCUCUUCUAUGCAUGUUCUUUUGGUCUGCUUUUUUGUCUUUAGUUCACAGAUCAUUAAAAUGUUGUUGAGUUUUUUUGGGAUGCCAAAUCUUGUGGAAGACGAGAAGAUUUGAUUAAUUUUGAAAUAGAAUUAAGCAAAGAGAUUAUCCAAACAAAGUGACCUAAAGAGGAUAAGACUUAUUCUCAUGACUUUAAUUGUCUCGUUCUGUGUUCCGGUCAAUCUCUGAAGCACAGAAUUUCUCUCUCUCUCUCUCUCUCUCUCUCUCUCUCUCUCUCUCUCUCUCUCUCUCUCUCUCUCUCUCUAUCUCUCGCGCUCUCUCUCUCUCUCACACACACACAGACACACACACACAGUGAUUUCUUGUGCUUAGCCUCUGCAUCCAUGCCUUACUUUACUAAGCUGAGCAGCUGUGUCAAAUACAGUUCCCUUUCAUACCUUAAAUACAGGAUCAGUUCCUUUCUGUUUGAUUUCUUUCCAACUUUCAAGUUGAGGAUAAGAUCAAGAUAUUGCUAUGUUUUACUAGAAAACAUUAUAUUUUUGGAAACAUGUUUGUUAUUAUUUACUUUCUUACAGAAAUGGAAAGAUACAGCAGUGUAAUAUUUGUAAUAGUAUUGGACUGGUUAAAAAAAUAAUCACGGUUUAGGUGUCAAAUCCCAAUUUGUUUAAACUCUGAAGUAUGGACGUUUAGUUUGCUUUUUUUUUUUUUACUUCUAAAAAAAAAAAAAAGCAUCACUGCUUACUUUUUCUUCAUACUUUCCCCUGGUCUCAGAAACGUUCAGAAAUGCAUUUAGCUCUCUUUUUUGAUGGGAUUUAGGAUGAAAGAUUUAUCUAAUGUGGCAGAAAUUGGAAACUGUAUUUUCUUUCUUCUUUGAGACCCUGUUCAAUUUAAUUUUAAUGAAAUGCCAAUGCCAGUGGACACUGUUACAGCAAGAUCAAUAAAAGUUCCUAGAUAUCAA